This is a messenger RNA of Pelobates fuscus (common spadefoot toad), 1972 nucleotides long. It is a transcript of the gene PRELID3B, whose product is annotated as PRELI domain containing 3B. The coding region runs from base 51 to 635 and encodes 194 amino acids. The record is from RefSeq and is a predicted model, not a curated record. Gene Ontology annotation, molecular function: phosphatidic acid transfer activity. Gene Ontology annotation, biological process: phospholipid transport. Gene Ontology annotation, cellular component: mitochondrial intermembrane space. The transcript is spliced from 6 exons. NCBI's taxonomy places the organism in Eukaryota, Metazoa, Chordata, Amphibia, Anura, Pelobatidae.
GCCCCGCGCUCCGAGUCUGUCACUCGGGGUUUGGCCGCCGGACGGAGAAGAUGAAGAUCUGGACCUCGGAGCACGUGUUCGACCACCCAUGGCAAACUGUUACAACAGCAGCAAUGCAGAAAUACCCCAACCCCAUGAAUCCCAGCGUGGUGGGAGUGGAUGUGUUGGACCGAUCGGUGGACUCUAAUGGGAAGCUGCACAGUCACCGGUUGCUGAGUACUGAAUGGGGGAUGCCUGCCCUGGUUAAAUCGAUCAUUGGAGCCUCCAGAAGCAAGACUUACAUAGAGGAACAUUCAGUGGUUGAUCCGGUGGCCAAAACAAUGGAACUUAAAUCCAGUAACAUCACUUUCACAAACAUGGUGUCUGUGGACGAAAGAUUGGUUUACAAGCCUCACCCCCAAGAGCCUGAAAAAACUGUUCUCACUCAAGAAGCAAUCAUCAGCGUAAAAGGGGUCAGUCUGAGCAGUUAUUUAGAAGGGAUGAUGGCCAACACCAUAUCUGUUAAUGCCAAUAAGGGAAGAGAUGCGAUGGAAUGGGUAAUUGGCAAAUUAAACAAUGAAUUAGAGGACCUGAAAGCAUCGACCAGAGCAAGCAUGAGAACGUCGAUGGCUGCUGCUGCCUUUGUAGAGGAAUGAUGUUGGGAGUGCGUGGUUCCAGUAGGAUAUGUUAGAUAUUUAUACUUUGGAGCUGUAGCUCCACUCCACGCCAUUCAUUAUUUAUUCUUAUUUAAGAAUUUAUCUGUAUUAAAUAGGUUUUCUAAUUAAAAUGUGGAGGGGAGCUACAGCUUUUGGGAACAAUUAAGGGGAAUGUAGUGUCUCCCCAGUUCUACGGAGGGGACUGAAUGCAACUUCAAACGUGCCGCAUGGCAGCUUCAACUCGGACCUCGGAUUAAUAAACAGCUUUGUGGUACCUACGACGGUGUAGAAUGCGUCCUCCAUAGCGUAAUUCUACCGUUAAUGUUAUGGGACCAAGCGUCAUUUCUUGCAGCAUCACACUCUGGUCUUGCUUCUGGAAGUGAAAUCCCCAUAAGGCCCAUAUAAAAUACGAGAUGUGUUCCAAUUCCUGACGCUUUUCUUUAGCCUCAAUUUCUGGCCUUCAGGAGCCACUCGCAAAUAGCGUGGCACUGUGUCUCCAUUUAGUCUAUAAAUUCUGAUAGGCCUAGUGUGACUGCCAGUAAUUCCUACUUGUUGGAUGCUACAUGUUAGGAAACUGUUAGUAGUAAUGUUUGUUACUAUCUGAUUGGUAUCGGAGUAUUAUUGGGUAUAGCUGGGUGAGGACACAGUGCUGACCUUUUCGAGGUAAAUGUUAAAAUGAGUCAAUCUCGAAUGCAAACUUUGGAACAAAUAAUACUUGAGUCUCUGUAAAAUUGCUCAAAUGUUCGCGUCAGCCUGAUAAUAUGUAGCAAGACUUGGCGUUAAGUAAACUCUGAAAGAAUGGCGCGUAGCCAUGUAUAACGUGGAAUGCGCAGGGUGAUGGGCAUAUGGCACAUAAUGGUGAUGAGCUCUAAAACUGGAGCAAUAUGCAGGAACGUUCUGGUAAUUUCCAUAAUGCUCUUUCUGUUUUUAGCUCCUGACACUUUUUAUCAAAAUAAAUAGAAGUGAUGACUGGAGAGUGAAAAUAUAUUUAUAGCACAAACGUGAAAUGAAUGUGUUCGGCAAGUUUUUUGUUUUUUUUUAAAUAUGAAUUUUGUGAUUUGCUCUCUUCACAAAAUGUAUGCCUUUCUAACAUUUUGUUCUUUUGUAACAAAUGAAACGAUCUUUGUUUUCAAAUAUUUGCUCUGUGCUGUCCAUGGAUGUUUUCCCAAAACUGUUAGAAAACGCAGUAUUUUUCUAAAUUGGUUCCCUCUUCAGUUAGCAUUAUUCAGAACUUCUGAACAUGUUGCAGCAAGCGGAUGGUUCUAUUCUCUAGAGCAGGAUUUGUUAGCUAUAACAAAGCAAGUGGCACAUUUCAAGCUAAAGCAACCAAACCGGGG